Molecule: messenger RNA, 2597 nt
Organism: Exophiala mesophila
Lineage: Eukaryota; Fungi; Ascomycota; Eurotiomycetes; Chaetothyriales; Herpotrichiellaceae
Exons: 1
Coding region: 170-2275 (701 amino acids)
Biological process (GO): translation; nuclear-transcribed mRNA catabolic process, deadenylation-dependent decay; translational termination
Cellular component (GO): translation release factor complex
Molecular function (GO): translation release factor activity; GTP binding; GTPase activity
Source: RefSeq, a predicted model, not a curated record
CCUCCAUCAACGCUGCUGGUCUCGUUCAUAUCCACUUCCAGCCAGCACUUCUUUUUCGCUCUUGACCACCAGAGGCCUGUACAAAGAGCCCUCACGCUGGUCUUGGAGGAAGUUUCUCUUUCCCUACCUGAAUUUCCAUUCUUCCUUCGUUCCGUUUCCCCUCGUCAUUAUGGCCGGCAAUUACGAUUCUUGGGAAGAUGCUCCAGAUGAGGAUCUCUCUAAGCAGACCCAACAGAACCUCAAUAUAAGCGCAAAUUCAUUUCGGCCCGGUGCCUCUUCAUUCCAGCCUGGUGCCUCGUCCUUUCAGCCCGGCCAGCAGUACGCUGGGAACAAUUUUCAACAGUAUGGUGGCGGCUAUAGCCAACAGCAGGGUUUCAAUCAAUACGGCCAGUAUCAACAACAAGGCUACGGUCAACAAUAUCCUCAGUACGGCCAACAGCAAGGCUACAAUCAGGCUCAAGCCAGUGGUCAGUUCGCUGCAUACAAUCAGACACCCGGAGGCUUUCAGCCACGACAAGGCGCACCUGUGAGCAUUGCCAGACGACAAGAUGCCCAGGCCCCCCCAGCACCACAGACUUUUGUCAAGCCAACUCCUGCUCCAUCUGCAGCGGCAGCUCCUCCUGCCUCUGUCUCUGCCUCAGCCGCAACCGAGUCUACCGCCAAACCCCAGCCAGCUGCUGCACCUCCCAAAGCAAAAGUCCUCUCCAUUGGCGUUCCCACCUCCACUUCUGCUGCGUCUAAGAAGCCAGCAUCCCCUACCACAAAAGAUGCACCCAAGGUAGAAGCCGGAUCUAAAGUAGCGGCAGCAAAGGCCGUGGAGAAGACUGGCGAAAAAGUGACAGGCAAAAGUUCUCCAGCCCCUUCGUCUGGGAAAUCAUCUCCUACACCUGGUGACGCCAAAAAGGGUCAAACAGCCGAAGAGGUCGCUGCGUCACAGACUGCAGAUGUAGAUGCAGAUGUUCUGGCAGAAAUGUACGGCAAAGAGCAUGUCAACAUUAUCUUCAUCGGCCACGUCGAUGCCGGAAAGUCUACACUUGGUGGCCAGGUCCUUAUUCAGACGGGUAUGGUUGAUGAACGUAUUCUUGACAAAUACAAGAGAGAUGCCAAAGAUGCAGGUCGAGAAUCGUGGUACAUAUCGUGGGUGCUUGAUCUCAACAAAGAGGAAAGAGCUAAGGGCAAAACCGUUGAGGUCGGGCGUGGGUUUUUCGAAACCGAGAAACGAAGGUACACCAUUCUCGAUGCGCCCGGCCACAAGACCUACGUCCCGAACAUGCUGAGUGGAGCUGCACAAGCUGAUGUCGCCAUUCUCGUCAUUUCAGCCCGUAAGGGUGAAUUCGAAACGGGUUUCGAAAAGGGUGGUCAGACUCAGGAACACGCAAUGCUGAUCAAGACGACUGGCGCCAAAGAACUAGUCGUUGCCGUCAACAAAAUGGAUGAUAUCACUGUUGAAUGGUCGAAAGACAGGUAUGAUGAGAUUGUCAACAAGCUCAAGCCAUAUCUCAAGAAACGUAUCGGCUUGGACUCGACCUUCCUGCCCAUAUCUGCCCAGACUGGAAUAGGCGUCAAGGAUCGCAUUCCAUCUUCGGUGGCGAACUGGUACAAGGGUCCCUCACUACUCGAGUUCCUGGACAACAUGGCCAAAAUUCAACGAAAUGUCAAUGCUCCCUUCAUGAUGCCCGUGGGCGCCAAAUACCGAGAUAUGGGUACUAUGAUUGAAGGCAGAAUUGAAGCCGGCGUGGUCCAGAAAUCCUCCAACUACAUCAUGAUGCCCAACCGAGAAGAAGUCGGCAUCUCGGCUCUUUACGGAGAAACAGAAGAUGAAAUCCCUCAUGCCAUGGUCGGCGACCAAGUCCGUCUGCGCCUGCGUGGCAUUGAAGAGGAAGACGUCCUACCCGGAUUCGUGUUGUGUUCACCUAAACGGCUGGUCCAUUGUGUGCGGGAGUUUGAAGCACAGAUCAACAUUGUCGAGCUCAAAUCGAUUCUUUCAGCUGGCUUCAACUGUGUCAUCCACGUCCACGCAGCGACAGAAGAAGUGACGUUUGCCAGUCUGUUACACAAACUUGAGCCGCGAACCGGGCGAAAGAGCAAGAAGCCACCAGCGUUUGCUGCCAAGGGACAGAACAUCAUCGCCAGAUUGCAGGUCACUAGCAGUGCUGGGAAGGUCUGCGUCGAGAGAUUCGAAGAUUACCCUCAACUGGGACGUUUCACGUUGAGAGAUCAGGGACAGACUAUUGCCGUAGGCAAGAUCACCAAAUUGAUCUUGGACGAUGAGUAAAUCUGUUUGUUGUCUUGCAUUGGCUGAAACGAGAAAUACUCAAUCAAUGCUUUUGCUCGGUUCUCACAGCGCGUUGCUCAUCGUUAGGGCUCGAUCUGCUCAAGCAGACAGUCGUGCCUACUAGGGGUAAAGGACAAGGGCGAGGACGUGGCAUCGCAUGCAUUGACACCACUUAAGUACCAUGUGAGCGACAGUCAUGAUGCUAAAUGACCAUGACGUAGGGGAGUCGAUGAGAGCAAAUGUGAUAGAUAGGUAGAAAUGAAAACCAAGACAUGAAAUGUCAAAAACUCAUUUUGACAUGAGAAUACGAAACGAAUUCAAA